This is a messenger RNA of Lachancea fermentati, 1683 nucleotides long. The record is from the annotation of a GenBank genome assembly. NCBI's taxonomy places the organism in Eukaryota, Fungi, Ascomycota, Saccharomycetes, Saccharomycetales, Saccharomycetaceae.
AUGGCUCAGCCCCAACCCCACGCUAUGGAAAUGCCAGACAUGUCCAAUGCAAUUGUCGCACAGGACGAGAUGGGAAGGCCGUUCAUCAUCGUCAAGGACCAGGGCAACAAAAAGAGACAGCACGGCCUGGAGGCCAAGAAAUCGCACAUCCUGGCGGCAAGAUCCGUCGCGUCCAUCAUCAAGACCUCGCUGGGUCCCCGUGGUCUCGACAAGAUCCUGAUCUCGCCCGACGGAGAGAUUACCAUCACCAAUGAUGGUGCUACCAUUUUGUCCCAGAUGGAACUCGACAACGAAAUCGCCAAAUUACUCGUGCAGCUUUCCAAAUCCCAGGACGACGAAAUCGGUGACGGUACCACCGGUGUCGUCGUGCUUGCCAGCGCGUUGCUCGACCAGGCUCUCGAGCUCGUGGAAAAGGGAAUUCACCCGAUCAAGAUCGCCAACGGGUUUGACGAGGCCGCCAAAGUGGCCGUGAAACACUUGGAAAAACAAGCUGAGGACGUUGCGGUGGACCAGAAAUCCUUCCACGAAUACUUGUUCAAAGCUGCAAAGACCUCUCUGGGCUCCAAAAUCGUGUCCAAAGAUCACGACAAAUUCGCACACAUGGCCGUUGACGCCGUCACGAGCGUCAUGGACCUCGACAGAAAAGAUGUCGACUUUGAGCUUAUCAAGAUCGAGGGCCGUGUCGGUGGGUCGCUACAGGAUUCUCAACUAAUCAAAGGUGUGGUACUGGACAAGGAUUUUUCCCACCCUCAGAUGCCCAAGCUCGUCACACCCAAGGAGGGCCACGACGGCGUAAAACUGGCCAUUUUGACAUGUCCCUUCGAACCGCCAAAACCAAAGACCAAGCACAAACUCGAUAUUUCCACCGUCGAAGAAUACCAGAAAUUGCAAACUUACGAACACGAUAAAUUCGUCGAAAUGAUAGACUAUGUCAAACAAGCCGGUGCAGAUGUUGUUAUCUGCCAAUGGGGGUUUGACGAUGAGGCCAACCAUUUGCUACUACAGAACGAUCUACCCGCCGUUAGAUGGGUUGGUGGUCAAGAGCUUGAAUUGAUUGCCAUCGCUACCAAAGGUCGUAUCGUCCCACGUUUCCAGGAUUUGUCCAAGGAUAAACUAGGUACCUGUGGCAGGAUACAAGAGAUGGAGUUCGGCACUACCAAAGAUCGCAUGCUUGUGAUAGAGGAGUGUCUAAACAGCAAAACUGUCACUUGUUUUCUAAGAGGCUCUAACAAAAUGAUCGUGGACGAGGCCAAGCGUGCCUUGCAUGAUUCUUUGUGUGUUGUCCGUAACUUGGUGAGAGACUCAAGAGUUGUUUACGGUGGUGGUGCCGCAGAAGUGACCAUGUCCAUCGCUGUAUCCGACGAAGCCGACAAACAACACGGUAUUGAUCAAUACGCCUUCCGUGCUUUUGCACAGGCAUUAGACACAAUCCCCAUGACUUUGGCGGAAAACUCGGGUCUGGAUCCUAUCGAAACCCUCUCCUUAUUGAAGAGUAACCAAAUCAAAGAAAAAUCAUCAACAAUCGGUGUGGACUGCCUAGGAAGCGGAUCUCACAACAUGAAAGAACUUUUCGUUGUUGAUCCAUUGAUUGGCAAGAAGCAACAAAUCAUGCUCGCUACUCAGCUUUGUAGAAUGAUUCUCAAGAUCGACAACGUGAUCAUUAGCGGCAAAGAUGAAUAUUAA